Diceros bicornis minor is the source of this 1668-nucleotide messenger RNA. RefSeq lists its product as uncharacterized. Gene Ontology annotation, biological process: virion assembly. Lineage: Eukaryota; Metazoa; Chordata; Mammalia; Perissodactyla; Rhinocerotidae. The record is from RefSeq and is a predicted model, not a curated record.
CCGCUUCGGCCCGUGAGGACCGAGCGGCUGCAGUGGCAGACGUGCUGGGAACUGCAGGCUGCAACCCUGGGGGACGCCCCAAGGGACAAGGGGAGUCAGGAAAGCCUGACUACCCCCUUUCAGGUAGAAAAAGAAACGGCACUCUUUUUCCCAGGGAGGACACGAAAACCCCUCCCGUCUGAAACCGCCUUCGGUUGGCUUGUACAGACACCAACCGGGCAAAGUUGUUUUUGUCUUGCUGUGUUUUUGAUGUUCAUUGUUCUGUUUUUGUUCGUUACGUGGACCUCAUUUGACGGGAUGGGACAGACUAUGACGACCCCCCUCUCUUUGACCUUAGACCACUGGACUGAAGUGAGAGCGAGAGCGCACGAAUUGUCGGUAGAAAUAAAAAAGGGUUGGCAGACUUUUUGCACCUCUGAGUGGCCCUCCCUCAAUGUGGGUUGGCCCCCUGAGGGGACGUUUAAUCUAACUGUUAUCCUCGCGGUGAGGGCUAUUGUUUUCCAGGAGAGACCGGGGUCCCAUCCUGACCAACGACCAUAUAUUACAGUGUGGCAGGAUCUGGUGCAGAACCCACUCCCGUGGGUUAAGCCAUGGGUAAAAGCAGAAAAACUAAGCCCCCGAGUCCUGGCGCUGCAGGAUGCGGAGACACGGCAAAAAUCGAAAUCAACUCAAACAGCGGAGUCGGAGACCCCUUCGGCCCCCCACCCCGGGGUCUACCCUGAGAUUGAGCCUCCUCCCGAAUGGCCCCCUUUCUCGCCUCCCCCUUACCCCUCCCCCGCUCCAGGAUCGCAAUCAGGACGGAGGGCGACUGGCUCGGGUCCCUCCGCUGGAACCCGAAGCCGCCGUGGAGCCACUCCGGACGGGCCUGAUACCACGGUGGCGCUCCCGCUAAGAGAGUAUAGAGCUCCUGCGGGGCCCAACCAGCUGUCACCCCUCCAGUACUGGCCUUUCUCUUCCUCAGACCUGUAUAACUGGAAAAAUAACCAUCCCCCCUUUUCAGAAAACUCCGCCGGAUUAACCGCCCUGAUAAAGUCCCUAAUGUUUUCCCAUCAGCCCACUUGAGAUGACUGUCAACAGCUCUUACAGGCACUCUUCACCACGGAGGAGAGAGAAAGAAUCACACAGGAAGCAAGAAAGAAUAUCCGAGGCACCAACGGGCAGCCGGCAACGAUAGCGGAAGCGGAAGAAGGGUUUCCGCACAACCGGCCCAAUUGGGACUAUAACACGGCUGAAGGUAGGGAGGCGCUGUCCGUUUAUCGCCGGGCUCUAGUGGCGGGUCUCCGAGGGGCCGCAAGGCGGCCCACCAAUUUGGCUAAGGUAAGAGAGAUCCAGCAGGGGCCCACUGAACCUCCCUCCGUUUUCCUAGAACGAUUGAUGGAGGCUUACCGCAGGUAUAUGCCCUUCGACCCAUCCUCGGAAGGGCAAAAGGCCUCUGUCAUUAUGGCCUUUAUUAGACAGUCUGCCCCAGAUAUAAAAAAGAGAUUACAAAGGCUAGAGGGGCUGCAGGACUACGACUUGCGGGACGUGGUAAAGGAGGCUGAAAAGGUGUAUCAUAAAAGAGAGAGUGAGGAAGAAAAGCGAGAGAGAGAGAGAAGGGAGGCUGAAGAGAGAGAAGAUAAGAGAGAUAGGAGACAAGAGAAGAAACUGACCAAAAUACUGGCCGCAGUG